Messenger RNA from Malassezia japonica, 732 nucleotides. RefSeq lists its product as uncharacterized. Gene Ontology annotation, cellular component: cytosol; nucleus. Bases 1 to 732 code for a protein of 243 amino acids. Lineage: Eukaryota; Fungi; Basidiomycota; Malasseziomycetes; Malasseziales; Malasseziaceae. Gene Ontology annotation, biological process: proteasome assembly. The transcript has 4 exons. The record is from RefSeq and is a predicted model, not a curated record.
AUGGCACGUCCCUUUUGUGUAGCAGCAGGGAGCACGACGCUCGACUUUCGCGGGCGGACGCUGGUCCUGCCGGUGAUCAGCGUCGGCUCUGUUCCCCAGCUUGCCAUGGAUCUGCUGAUCCACUCGCCGGACCUGCAGUGCCUGCGUGUCGCGAGCUUGGACGGCGCAGAGUGCGUGCCGUUCAUCGGGCCUGCCGAGGUCGGCACGCCCGGAGGCGGCGUGUGCACCGCGCUCGACGUAUACCAAGCGGCGAGCUCGGGUGUUGUAUUUGUGCAGCAGCGCAGUCCGGUGCUCAAGUCGCGCAAAGCGCCGUUUGUCGAGCGCCUCAUGGCAUGGAUCGAGGAGGCUGGCUUUGCCGAAGUGAUCGUCAUCGCCACGGUCGAUGCGGCGUUCCGCACGGAUGCCGAGUUUCUCACGCCGCAAGUCCAGCUGCGGCCACCAAAGGCAGUCGAGACCGCUGCCUCGAGGCUCGCCGAGGUGCCACGCCUCGGCGAUGCAGACACCCUGCCACCGGUACCGGGCGGCGGCAUGACACGCGCGUACCUCGAGGCGGGACCGCCGACGAUGCUCGCGCUCCUCCAGUUCUGCGCCGAGGGCGACAAUCGUGGAGACGCGUAUGCGCUGGCCGAGUCGGCCGCGCGCCUCUGCCGCGUUCCGCGCCCUGCGCUGCGGGAGCCGGAGAGCUGGAAGACGCUGUUUGGUGGCGCGCCGGAGCCGUCGCUCUAUGGAUAA